Hydra vulgaris (swiftwater hydra) is the source of this 2489-nucleotide messenger RNA. RefSeq names its product proto-oncogene tyrosine-protein kinase receptor Ret. Gene Ontology annotation, cellular component: plasma membrane; signaling receptor complex. Lineage: Eukaryota; Metazoa; Cnidaria; Hydrozoa; Anthoathecata; Hydridae. The record is from RefSeq and is a predicted model, not a curated record. Gene Ontology annotation, molecular function: ATP binding; transmembrane receptor protein tyrosine kinase activity. Gene Ontology annotation, biological process: cell surface receptor protein tyrosine kinase signaling pathway; positive regulation of kinase activity; protein phosphorylation.
GUCACUUUUAGAUAUGUGUAGUUCAAAAUUUAUUUUAAUUGUAUCACUUUUUUGGCUUUCUGCCUUACAAGCUGUUAUAUGGAAUGACAACUGGGCUAUUGAUUGUGAUUUUCCUGACAAUGACAUGGAUGAAGCUGUAAUUGAACGACAUCAGUGUGCAGGCAGGUGUUCCUCCUCACCCAAUUGUACUCAUUUUACAUGGAGCAAAUUUAAUGGUGGAACUUGUUGGAUGAAAUCUGGGAGUGUCACAAAAUUAGAUGCAGUAAAUAGCCAAGGCACAUUGUGUGGAAUAAUUAUUGAAAAACCUGUAACGUGGAUUAGCAGCUGGGCUGUGAAUUGUGAUUUUCCUGAGCAGGAUUUGACUGAUGCCCCAUCACAACGACAUGAGUGUGGUGGUAGAUGUAGUUCCACGCCUGAAUGUACUCAUUUUUCCUGGAGCAGCUAUAAUAGUGGUACUUGUUGGAUGAAGAAUGGGAAUGUCUCAAAAUUUGAUGCUAUAGCUGUUAACAAAGAUAUGUUGUGUGGAGUAAUUAUUAAAAAAGCUAUUAAAUGGAAUGAAAACUGGGCUCUUGAUUGUGAUUUUCCUGAGCGUGACUUUUCUAAUGCCCAAAUACAACAAAACGAGUGUUGGGAAAGAUGCUCUUUGACACCUGAUUGUACUCAUUUUUCCUGGAGCCACUAUAAUAAUGGAACUUGUUGGAUGAAGUAUGGGACUGUUUCAAUAUCUGAUGCUAUAGCCGCUGAGAAUGACAUGUUGUGUGGAAUAGUUAUUAAAAAAUCACUAUCUAAAACAUCUAUCAUCACUGCUGCGAUUGUUGUUCCUGUUAUUGCUGUUCUUAUUGUACUUGCUGUUGUUAUUGCAUUUCGAAUUUGUAGGAAAAAUUGUAAGCAACCAGAAAUCAAUGCUAGCAAUAAGGAUUAUCAAACAAAUAAGGAUGAGGCAAAUAAGGAUUAUCAAACAGACAAAUGGGAAAUUUUUACUGAUAGCAUAGUUAUUGAUAAAAAAGUUGGCCAAGGUGCAUUUGGUGAUGUUUUUAUUGCAAAAGUUAGUUCAAGCGUUCUUGCUAAAACUCAUUAUGCAAGUCAAACUGGUAUGAUUUUACAUGAUAUUAGAGAAGGUUCUUCUGUUAAAGUUGCUGUAAAACUUUUAAAAGAUGGGACAAGUCAAUCAGAAAUCAACGAUUUAUCAAAUGAAAUCAAUCUGAUGAAAGAUAUUGGGUAUCAUAGGAAUAUCAUAAAUAUGGUUGGAUGGUCCACAGUUAGAAGUCAUUUGUGUUUAGUAGUUGAAUUUAUGGAAAAUGGAGAUUUAUUAAAUUUUUUGAGAAAUAGACGAACAAAACUUAUAGCUUCAAUGAUGAAUGAAAAAUCACCAAGCAUUAUGUUUACACCAAACUACCAAAAGUUGCUUGAGAAAACAAGUUUUGUGUACGAGAAUAUUUUAGUUGAGGCUGAAGCUAUAACACCUAAUGACUUAAUCCGUUUUGCGUGGCAGGUGGCAUCAGGAAUGGAAUAUCUUUCACAUAUGAAAUUGGUUCAUCGAGACCUGGCUUCAAGAAAUAUCUUGGUCGGUGUGGAUAAAAGUGUGAAAAUAUCUGAUUUUGGUUUAACACGUAAAGUAAAUGAUGAAUUAAAUUAUAUGGGCAGCACUCAUCGUCGUUUACCAGUUAAAUGGAUGUCAGUUGAAGCAAUAUUUGACCAAAUGUUUACGUCAUAUAGUGAUGUGUGGGCGUAUGGCGUUGUUUUAUUUGAAAUUGUAACACUAGGAGGAACACCUUAUCCUGAAUUAAGUAAUCAUGAGCUUCUUGCUCGUUUAAAAACCGGCUAUCGAAUGCAGCGACCAGAUAAUUGCUCUCAAAUCAUGUAUGACUACAUGUUGCAAUGUUGGAAUGAAGAUCCGUUACAACGACCCAGUUUUACAAAGUUACGCGAAUUAUUUGAAGAAAUAUUAUCUCAAGGUGGUCAAUAUAUUAGCUUUGAAAUCAAUGAAAAAAAUAACUAUUAUAAUGUACCAUCAUUCGAUAGCGUCUUGUCUGAUGCAAACGAUGACACGAUAAAAAAAGAAUUAUUACUAAAGCCUGUUUAUUCAGUUGAAGAUAUAAACAAUAAAGUAUAUGAAAAAAUGGCAGCUUAUUGAUCUAAAAAUUUCAGUUAGUAACUUCUCACAUUUUAUUGAAAUACUUGCUAAUAAUUUUUCCUGUUCGAAUUUCUUUGUUGUCAUUGUUUUUGCUGUUUCUAUGCAACAUUUUAUGUUUUAUUUUUUUAUUCUCUUAUGUUAAAAACAAAGUUAUUUUUUGCAUCGUAUUUGCUGAUCUAUUACAAAAAACGUAUCGAAAAUAAUGAUGAGAUUUAGUCGCUGUUCAGAAUUGAUUUUUCAGCCAUCGAAGCAGAAUAGAGAAAAAAUUUACUUAUUUACCAAAACGAUAUAUUCAGACUUUUUUGAAAGUAUAUUAUUUUGUAACGCUACGUAAGAGAAAAAAUAUUUUUCGGAA